AAACGACACAUUAUUGAGAAUUGAAAUCGUUCGAGAUGUGAAUACCACCUCGUAUGUCCUAUUAGUAUUAUUUUUUUUAAUAGUAAACAUUUGUAUACGUUCAGUUCACGAGUAACGGUUGACGUUUAGUUGUCACCAUUAUUCACUCAGUAUUAUUAUUCGUCUUUUAAGAUUAAUAUUAUAAUAAAACUUCAAUAUGACUUCGAUGGAAGUAAAAGAAGUGGUCGAUCAUCCCAUUAAAUUAAGAGUGAUGCGCCUUGGUAAACCCGCUAUGGUUAAUUCAAAAGUGGUCACAUGCGAUUCUAAAGAUUUACCUGGAAAUGCAUUGAAUGCCCAUUUGAAAAAAGAGGUGACUACCUUAGCUAAUGCUGAAACGUUAGCAGCUGGAUCGUUUCUCAUGGUCCCAAAUGUUCUUGAAAACUUGUAUCUUGGCGAAACAUUUUUGUGCUAUAUUUAUUUGAAGAAUGAAAGUUCCCAAACAAUUCAUGAUAUAAUAUUGAAAGCAGAAAUAGAUACUGCUACAUCACACAUACCAAUUUUAGGGCCUAAGGCUUUUCCUAAGUUGGAUCCAUAUGCUUCUAUCGACGUUAUAGUAAAGCAUGAAGUCAAAGAACAUGGAAGUGUCAAUAAAUUGAUUUGUCAAGUGGAAUAUGAUCGAAAACAUUCAUUUGAAACAAUAUUCAGCUAUAGAGUUCCAAAACCUUUAGAUCUCAAAACCAAAUUUUACAAUACUGUGACUGAUGAAGUAUACCUAGAAGUUCAAGUUCAAAAUAUAAUGUCGACUCCAAUCACGUUAGAAAAGUUUAUCUUAGAGCCAUCAGUUGGAUAUGAUGUCAAUUUAAUGAAUCAUUUACUUACAAGCUCUGAAAAUAAAUCCGUAUUUGGCGAUUUUGAUAUACUAGACGUAAAAGAAACACGUCAGUACAUGUAUAGAUUAAGUUUAGAUCAAACUUCUGAAAAAAAUCCACCAAGAACGAAUAAUCUCGGGAAGUUGGAUAUUUUAUGGCGAUCUAAUAUGGGAACAAAAGGACAAAUACAAUCCAGUCCAUUAGUGAGACAGAUUCCAGAAUUAGAUGACAUUACAUUUUCCAUAACUUAUUUACCCGAUAUGGUCUUUUGUGAAGAACAAUUUGACUUCACAUGCUCAAUUAAAAAUAACAGAAACCGUGACAUGCAACUAGUUGUUGAAGUCAGUGAUGAAGAAGAUAGCAAUCUUGCUUGGACAAUGAUAUCUGGUAUACAUUUAAGACUUUUACCUCCAUAUUCAACAAUCAAAACAGUAUUUUCGAUGGUUGCUCUUAAUCAUGGAUUACAAGUUAUAUCUGGUAUAAAAUUAAAAGAACUAAUACUCAAUCGAACAUACACUUACAAUAACUUUGGUCAUGUCUUUGUCACUCAAAACCAUAGUUAACUAGUUCAAUGUAAUUUGCAUUUGUUAUUUUUGUGAUAUUUUAAAAAUAAACUAAAUAUCUUAUUACAGUUAAUA
Molecule: messenger RNA, 1486 nt
Organism: Sipha flava (yellow sugarcane aphid)
Lineage: Eukaryota; Metazoa; Arthropoda; Insecta; Hemiptera; Aphididae
Product: trafficking protein particle complex subunit 13
Exons: 9
Coding region: 197-1411 (404 amino acids)
Cellular component (GO): TRAPPIII protein complex
Source: RefSeq, a predicted model, not a curated record